UUUUCUUCUGCCGAGUGCAGCAUUCUUUUAUAAAGUAUUGUGUUAAAAGUGUGAAAUUCUCACAGCAAAGCUCAAUAAUUUAACCUAAAUUUAGAAAAUCAAAAUCAGAGAGAAAGAUGGCAAGUGAGAGAAGAAUUGGUGUUGCAGUUGAUUUCUCAGGAUGUAGCAAGAAAGCUCUGAAAUGGGCAAUUGACAACGUUGUUCGUACUGGUGAUCAUCUUAUCCUUCUUAAUAUCCAACCUGAAGGUUACUAUGAAGGUGGUGAAAUGCAACUCUGGGAAACCACCGGUUCUCCUUUGAUUCCGUUGAGUGAGUUCUCAGAUGCUGUAAUCAUGAAGAAGUAUGGGGUGAAACCUGAUGCUGAAACCUUGGAGAUUCUUAACUGUGCUGCUAGCCAGACAGAGAUUGUGGUGGUUGCAAAGAUCUUUUGGGGGGACCCACGUGAGAAGUUAUGCUCAGCAGUUGAUAACAUUCCUCUCAGUUGUAUCAUCAUUGGGAAUAGAGGACUCGGGAAGCUCAAGAGGGCUAUCUUGGGCAGUGUUAGUAACUAUGUGGUGAGCAAUGCAUCUUGUCCCGUCACCGUGGUGAAGCAAGGUGAAACUUCAGCCUAGUUCCUACGUCUGCUCUCUCUCUCUCCCUGCUAUUUCCACUGUCGGAAGUGGGAGCCUAUGUAUGUGUUCUGUUUGGAACUUCAGUAAAUAAAAACCAUGUUGUUGUGUGUGUCUGUCUGGGUGUAAUGUAAAAACAGUUCAUGGUUUAGGACCUUUAGGUUGUAAUUUUCUGGCUUUGUGUUAUGUAAUGAUGAUAUCAACUCAAUUCUAAGAGCUCUUCUUCUUGCAAGGGAUGGUAACCUAAAUAGAAUCUCUUUUUUGUGAAGCUAAUAAGAUCUUUGUUUGGAGAAGUAAA
Molecule: messenger RNA, 906 nt
Organism: Papaver somniferum (opium poppy)
Lineage: Eukaryota; Viridiplantae; Streptophyta; Magnoliopsida; Ranunculales; Papaveraceae
Product: universal stress protein PHOS32-like
Exons: 4
Coding region: 117-611 (164 amino acids)
Source: RefSeq, a predicted model, not a curated record